GUCCAUCGCUCAGCGUGCAAUGCUCAGCUCCUCUCUACGAGUACUCUCUGCCUAACCUGUCCCAUCCUAGCUUGCCACUUUAUUCCCACCAAAACAAUCCCUGCUGCUUCCAGAAGCUUAUUUUUGGUCUACUUUCCGCGGAGACCGAUUUCCACGACGUCAUCACGAUAAGACCAGCAACAACAUCUGCAGCAGAGCGACCCAUGAUAUCAUCACAGAAGCACAUGGAACCAACAACUUGCUACGAAAACGAUGCCGCUCUGCCUGUCGAGUGGCAUCGUCGUCAUAUACUUGGUGCAAUGUGUACGCUCGCUCCAACACAUGUAUAUUUCUAGAACACAGCAAAGGUAGAAAUAUCCGGAAUCACUUCGAACGACCUUCACACUCGCCACUAAACUCAACAACCCUAAACAGCAACAACACAAUGCAAGCAGCCGUCAGUCUCGUCCAAGACUACAUGGGCACAGAACCUACCUCUACUAAGUCUCCUUACAAACACCGUCAAGAUGGAUCAACCAUGCGUGCCCUGGCAUGGUUCGGCAAGGAGGACGUAAGGAUGGUGGAUGCUCCUAUUCCUGAUAUUACCCAGGACACGGACGUUAUUGUCAAGGUCACGGGUACUACUAUCUGUGGAUCAGACCUCCAUCUCUACCAUUCAGAGAUGUUGGGCAUGCAGAAGGGAGACAUUUUGGGACAUGAGUUUAUGGGUAUCAUCGAUCGAGUCGGGCCGUCUGUUAACCAUCUAAAAAUUGGAGACCGUGUAGUGGUGUCUUUUCAGAUCGCUUGCGGUACUUGUCGAUACUGCCAACAAAAGCUUUCAUCCUUUUGCGAUAAAACCAAUGACUCGUCUGUGGUGGUUAACCUGUGGGGUCAGAGGGAUUCUGCUUUCUUUGGUUACAGUCAUCUCACCGGCGGCUGGCCUGGUGGACAGUCAGAAUAUGUGCGAGUUCCUUUCGGCGAAGUCAAUUGCUUAAAGGUGCCGGCAGAAGUACCAGAUGAGCAAGCUCUAUAUCUUUCUGAUGUUCUUCCUACUUCCUAUCACGCCGUUGUUGAUACCGGUGUCCAAAAAGGCGAUAUCGUCGGUAUCUGGGGCCUGGGACCUAUCGGUAUCUGCUGUGUUAAAUGGGCUCUCCUCAAGGGUGCAUCUAAAGUUUACGCAAUUGAUACCAACCCUACACGACUUGCGCUUGCCAGGUCCCUUGGCCCAGAGGUAAUCACUGUUGACUUUAAGGCUGAUGACGUCAAAAAGCGAAUUCAUGACGAGGUUCCUCAAGGUUUAGAUGUGUGCAUCGACGCUACUACCUUCCACGAACCCAAGACCUUCCUCCACAAAGUCGAAAAAGCCCUCAUGCUCGAGACCGACGUCUCCGAAACACCCAACGAAAUGAUCUGGCUCGUCAAAAAGAUGGGCAGAGUCGGGCUUAUCGGCGUAUACACCGCUUACACCAACCAUUUCAACAUCGGUGCCCUCAUGGAGAAGGGUGUGAGGUUUAUCGGGAACGGGCAGGCCCCCGUACAUCUUUACUGGGAAGAGAUUUUGCAUGACUAUAUCAUGACGGGCAAGUUUGAUGUCGGGUUCAUGAUUAGUCAUCGAGUGGAUUUGGAGGACUUUCCACAGCUUUAUGACAAGUUCGAUAGGAGGGUUGCAGGUGUGGAGAAGGUGUUUGUGCAGACCAAGGCUAGUGCACCCCCAGCUAAAGGUUUCCCGGCCCUUAGCAAGGUUGACGAUUGGGCGGACAAGAUUAUCUAAAUACGUUGUGGAAAUUAGUAGGCGAUAUAGGUUGUUGUGGUAAGUCAGAACAAAAGAAAUGUAACAAUGAAAGGAUAUAGGGUACAAGUGGUGGCAGUCAGCAUGUACAAUUAUAUGGAACACUAUUCAAACCAGAUCACUAGUGACAGUGUGCUCGGGUCUCAUUUUCACCUGGGAUUAUUAGUUUCGGAGAACCGAGGAGAAGAAGAAGAAGACGAGAGGAAGAGCAGGAGGACCGUGCGAAGAGGCGUUAGAGGCGUUCGUUAGGGAAGAGGGGGGUCGGGGAAAGAACUCAGGGAAAGGAUGGA
This is a messenger RNA of Cryptococcus deneoformans JEC21, 2058 nucleotides long. Its product is annotated as (R,R)-butanediol dehydrogenase, putative. Gene Ontology annotation, molecular function: oxidoreductase activity; zinc ion binding. The record is from RefSeq and is a predicted model, not a curated record. The transcript is spliced from 9 exons. The coding region runs from base 425 to 1750 and encodes 441 amino acids. NCBI's taxonomy places the organism in Eukaryota, Fungi, Basidiomycota, Tremellomycetes, Tremellales, Cryptococcaceae.